AUGGUGGGGCCGACGAGGAGUAAACUCAGGGAAUCGGACCCCGACGCAUCGCAAACCAGGAGGAGUCGGGGCGCAGGGGCGGUGGAGCCCCCGCUAGAGCGCGCCGCGAAGCCCAAGAGGCCCAAGAGGUGGCUGCUGCAGCCUUCCUUCGUGGGCGGUAGGAACCUGCCUGGGGGCGCCCGCAACUACACGCAGCAGCGGAGGACCCGAAAUCUGAACGCGCAAAAUUACUUACACCUGGAGGAGGUCACCAAGCUCCUUCUUCAUGGCCGCUUCCAAUUCCUCCACAGCCUCUUGGACCAGCUCCGCGAAAGGGUGCAGGGACUGCAUAAUCAUCGCUUCUCCCACAGGACCCUCUUUGGUGUAGCUGCCUUUGUGGGGAUUUUGCACUGGAUACACCUAAUAACCCUUUUUGAAAAUGACCGUCAUUUUUCUCACCUCUCAUCUUUGGAACGGGAGAUGACCUUCCGCACGGAAAUGGGACUUUAUUAUUCCUACUUCAAGACUAUCAUCGAAGCACCUUCAUUUCUGGAAGGAUUGUGGAUGAUCAUGAAUGACAGGCUAACUGAAUAUCCCCUGGUAAUCAAUACAGUGAAACGCUUCCAUCUUUAUCCAGAGGUAAUCAUAGCCUAUUGGUAUCGCACAAUCGUGGGAACAAUGGAUUUAUUUGGGUUGGAAACUAAGACUUGCUGGAAUGUCACCAGAAUAGAGCCUCUUAGUGAAGUUCAGAGCUGUGAAGGAUUGGGUGACCCUGCUUGCUUUUACGUUGGUGUAAUUUUUAUUUUAAAUGGACUAAUGAUGGGAUUGUUCUUCAUAUAUGGUACCUAUCUGAGUGGGAGUCAGCUAGGAGGUCUGAUUACAGUGGUGUGCUACUUUUUCAAUCAUGGAGAGGCCACCCGUGUGAUGUGGACACCGCCUCUCCGAGAAAGUUUUUCAUAUCCAUUCCUUGUACUUCAGAUGUAUGUUUUAACUACUAUACUCAGGACCUCCACUGUCCACAAAAAACACUACAUAGCGCUUUGUCUCUCCAACGUGGCCUUUAUGCUUCCCUGGCAGUUCGCUCAGUUCAUACUCUUUACGCAGAUAGCCUCAUUAUUUCCCAUGUAUGUUGUGGGAUACAUUGAGCCAAGCAAAUUUCAGAAGAUCAUUUUUAUCAACAUGAGUUCAGUUGCCCUCUGUUUCAUUUUGAUGUUUGGAAAUCCAAUGUACUUAAGUUCUUAUUAUUCCUCAUGUUUGUUGGUGACAUGGGCAAUAUUGCAAAAGAAGAAUAAAAUCCAAAAAUUGGGAUCCUCUGAACUUCACUUGUGGUUAAUCCAAGGCUGUGCUUGGUGGAGUGGAACAAUUAUUUUGAAAUUCCUGACAUCUAAAAUUUGUGGUGUUUCAGACCAUAUUCGCUUGAGUGACCUUAUAGCAGCCAGAAUCUUAAGAUACACAGAUUUUGAUACCUUAAUAUACACCUGUGCUCCUGAAUUUGACUUCAUGGAACGAGCAGUAAGAAUACUCCCACUGAGAUACACCAAGACAUUAUUGCUUCCUCUUGUUAUAGUGAUUACGUACUUUAUCUUUAAAAAGGUUGUUCGUGAUAUCAUGUGUGUCUUAUGUACAAACACUUACCUAAGAAAACAGAUCCUUGAAAACGGUGAGCUGAUUUUUCACACCUUGCAGUUGCUGGCAUUCACAGUUCUUGCCAUUUUAAUCAUGCGAUUGAAGCUGUUUUUGACACCCCACAUGUGCAUUAUGGCUUCUUUGAUCUGCUCCCGACGGCUCUUUGGCUGGCUUUUUUGCAGAGUUCAUUUUGAGAAUGUUGUCUUCGGUAUUCUGACAAUGAUGUCAAUACAAGGUUGUGCAAACCUCCAUUACCAAUGGAGCAUCAUGGGAGAGUUUACUAACCUGCCUCAGGAAGAGCUCAUACACUGGAUCAGAUACAACACCAGGCCAGAUGCUGUCUUUGCAGGCGCUAUGCCUACGAUGGCGAGCAUCAAACUAUCUACACUGCAUCCAAUUGUGAACCACCCACACUAUGAGGAUGCAGACUUGAGGGCUCGAACAAAAAUAGUUUAUUCUGCAUAUAGUCGAAAACCUGCAGUAGAAGUAAGAGAUAAACUAUUGGAAUUACAUGUGAAUUAUUAUGUUCUAGAAGAAGCAUGGUGUGUGGUGAGAACUAAACCUGGUUGCAGUAUGCUUGAGAUCUAUGUGGAAGACCCUUCCAAUGCAGCUAAUCCCCCGCUCUGUAGUGUCCUGCUCAAGAACGCCAAGCCUUACUUCACCACAGUAUUUCAGAACAGCAUGUACAGAGUCCUGAAGAUUAACUGA
Messenger RNA from Arvicola amphibius (Eurasian water vole), 2313 nucleotides. RefSeq names its product probable C-mannosyltransferase DPY19L2. Gene Ontology annotation, molecular function: mannosyltransferase activity. The record is from RefSeq and is a predicted model, not a curated record. NCBI's taxonomy places the organism in Eukaryota, Metazoa, Chordata, Mammalia, Rodentia, Cricetidae. Gene Ontology annotation, biological process: spermatid development. Gene Ontology annotation, cellular component: nuclear inner membrane.